Peronospora belbahrii is the source of this 3039-nucleotide messenger RNA. NCBI's taxonomy places the organism in Eukaryota, Oomycota, Peronosporomycetes, Peronosporales, Peronosporaceae. The record is from the annotation of a GenBank genome assembly.
AUGUCCAUACUAGUGCCUCAACUCGAUGAGGAUCAGGUGCUAAAUGCACUGGAUGCUCGAUUUUAUACCGAGACGUUUGAUCCUAUUGCGUACAUGUUUGAAAAUCUGCCAGAAAAUACCGAUGAUAUGAAGGCAUUCAUGCACACGGAGAUCAGUGCCGUGGACGUAGCAAGAGAUGUUAUUGAUACACAGCUACGAGCUGAUGUACAAGCGAAUCAAAGCACAUUACUUGAAGGUCUGAACGUCGUGCAGGAGGUGGAUCUGGACUUGAUACGAGCACAAAUUCACGUUAAAAAUGGACGGCGUCUUCUUGCAACAGCAAAAAAUGACCUUGUUCUCAGGUCUUUGGAAAUUAUAAAAAUCAAGAGAAAUCGAGACCGUGUCAAUGAGAUUAUUAGACUUGGAUCGCAAAUUGUCCUGUUCUUUGAUGAAGAAAAGCACAUGAAUGAAGCUUUGCAAGACCGCCGUUUUAUCACUGCUGUUGAUGUUUGUAUAGGCUUACGGAAAGCGUUAUCACGCAACGAGUUUCAAGGUCUUACGGUAGUAAAUGACAUUCGACUCCGAAUGAAAGACUUUAUUCCAAGAUUGAGAAAGAUAUUUGAUCAGUCGCUGCGGAAAGUCGCGGAGCACUUUGACCCUCUUGAGUAUAAGGAAUUGCUACAAGCAUACAUUACAUUAGCGGAUCACUGUGAAAAUCUAGGCUUUGAGUUCUCGUCAUAUACUCUGACCGAAGUACUGUCCAAUAUCCCUGAGAUUAUUGUUCUAGCAAUCGACGAUAUCAAACGUGAACUUAUGCGUCAGCUGUUCGAAGCUGUGUCGCCAAAACAAGCUAAAAAUGAAAAGAAUACAAUGCAGAUAGAAGAGAACGACGCAGACAACAAUGAUAAACCAGCAGAUGUAGCGCUUACACCGGCGUCCGAAACGGUCGAGAGUAUGAAGCGAUGCUACGAACACCUCACUGAUUUAAUGCACACAUACUAUCUAUUGGUUCAAUGGCAUCGGGAUCCAUUCAAUCCGCUCAACGAUGACAUUGCUUACCUUCAUCGCUGUGGAAUUGACGACGAUGAUGACGAUGAUGAUGAUGAUGAUGACGAUGAUAGUGGCGAAGAAAAUGAUCAUUAUGUGGAGGAGUGUCAUCAUUCUUACUCUUCAAAGCACCGCCACGGGAGCGACAUAUUGAAGGAGCCCAAGGUCCGAUCGCAUAAUUCGGAAAAUAGUAACCUGGAUUACUCUAGCUCACAAAUGCCACUUUAUAACCAAAUUUUAUGUGAUACGGGUAUGACUUUGCUGAAGUAUCGCAAGAUCGUUUGGGAAAAUAUUCAGCAAAACGUGCUCGAGAUGGUUGGAACGCUGGACACAUCAUAUGGCUAUCAGAUGGAGCACAUUAUUGCCCUUUCGCUAGCGACAAGAACGUUCACUGAAAUUGGGGAGGAAUUUACUGGUGUUUCCUUGUUAAAGAUUCGAUCGGUUCUUCAAGCCAAAUGUGAGCAGUAUCUCUAUGCGUUUCAUGACGACAAUAUUGAAUUGGCUCGGAUGCUUUUGGAGACAGAAAACUGGCUUCGCAUCACUACACCGUCAUCGGAUGGUGACGAUAAAUUAAGCCUUCUUCGGCUGAUUGAGAAGCGAAGUGGAUACUUUUUUGAACGGAAGGUUUGCAAAGACCUUGCGGCCAACCUUAUUUAUUUGAGACGAGUGUUUCCCUCAUUUUACACCGAAGGAAAUCCAUUCAGCGCUGCCAAUUCGAUGGAGUGGCUUUCAACGAAGCAAGGUAUUCGGUUCCAUCAUGAAACUAGUGGUGAUGGAAGUAGUGGUGAUAUGACAUUACCGUCAGAGCGUCAUAAUCAGACGCUUCAUGUCAUGGAUCUUGACGCAUCAGAGCUCGUAUUGACUUCGUCUAGUCUCUCAGGUUUUGUCCGGUUGUGCGGUGUUUACUUGAAAAUGAUGGAGUACCUUCCGCACAUCAGUUGGAAUGUUUUACACUCAUUGAUCGGUCUGUUCGAGUUCAACGUGUAUGUUGUUUUCACCAACUUUAUUCCUGUAGACGACAUCAUAAAGUUUUUUCACGGCAGACGUGGAAGUCUAGUCAAGAACGAUGCAACGCGGUGGAACGAGUUACGCUCUGCAGUUUGUCGUACAGCGGAUGAUAUUAAAGUCGGUGAUGUACUGCUCCAAUCUUCUGUAAUAAUCUACCCAUCGGCAACAUAUGACGAAAAAGCGGACCAGCUGCAGAACUCGCCUAUGCUGAGAAAAGUGACUUUGCGGAAAGUGACUGGAACGCCAUCGGCCGUUGAAGAUGCUGACGAGAGCAAUUUGUACGCGCUAGCCGAACGAUCGAUUGCUUGCGAAACUGUUAUCGGUCAGUCCAGGCUACUGGAUGCUAUCGAAGACUUGGCUCGGUCGUAUCUUCCUGAUCGGUACCUAUGCCUGAUGGAUGAAGUUUACGAACGAAAUCGUACCGUAGCACAGGAACUUUGCAGUUUCAUGUACAGUACAAUUGCAACAAGACUUGUGGACGUUCCAGCCCUGCUAGAAUCCGUAAGUGCAGUGUCUUGGGAUAUUAGCUACAUCAGUGAUCAGCACAACGAGUAUAUUGUGCAUUGGGUACGAAAUUGUGGAGAAGUAUGGGGAAGACUGCAGAAUCUGGCGGACCGAUCUAUUCCGGUCGACGCACGGGAGGAUGUUUGGGCGGCAAUGGUACAGACUAUCAUGGAUACGCUAUUGCAGGCAUUUUCAACGGCCCCCAAUCCGACACCUCAAGGUCGCGCACUUAUGUUGCUGGACUUGCUUGCGCUCGAAAACGGCCUCGAUCUGAUUAACCACGUCAGUUCUCGAACUGUACCACGGGGUCGCGAGUAUGUGAGCAACUACAUCAAGGCCUUCUUCUACGACGAAUACGAGCUUUUGGAAUGGGUUCAAGAUAACAAGGCGUUCUACUCGAAGAUCCAAUUUGCCAACCUAAUCACGAACGGCAUUGGUCCGACACUAGAGAGAAAGAAACUCCGCGAACUUGUGUUGGAGAUUGAUGCAAUCAUUGGUUGA